Messenger RNA from Kwoniella botswanensis, 1119 nucleotides. RefSeq names its product cysteine synthase. Gene Ontology annotation, cellular component: cytoplasm. Gene Ontology annotation, molecular function: pyridoxal phosphate binding. The coding region runs from base 1 to 1119 and encodes 372 amino acids. NCBI's taxonomy places the organism in Eukaryota, Fungi, Basidiomycota, Tremellomycetes, Tremellales, Cryptococcaceae. The record is from RefSeq and is a predicted model, not a curated record. The transcript has 5 exons.
AUGGUAGCCACUCUUUCUGCUCGAAUGUUCCGAGCCACCGCUGUCGCGAGACCAUUGGCUCGAAGGACCUAUGCAACCUCUGUCACUGGAUAUGGAAAAGAGGUCGAGGGUUUCGUAGGUGCUGUAGGGAACACACCUUUGAUCCGACUUAAUCGAUUAUCGGAAGAGACAGGAUCUAACAUCCUCGCAAAAGCCGAAUUCAUGUCACCUGGAGGAUCGAUCAAGGACCGAGCGGCACUUUACCUUGUCAAAGAUGCGGAGGAAAAGGGACUUAUUAGACCCGGUGGUACCGUCGUGGAAGGAACUGCGGGAAAUACAGGUAUAGGAUUAGCACAUGUCUGUAGAUCAAAAGGAUAUCAAUGUGUGAUUUACAUGCCAGAUACCCAAAGUCAAGAGAAGAUUGAUCUUUUGAGAAUGUUAGGUGCAGAUGUCAGACCUGUUCCUGCCGUCGCAUUUGACAAUCCCCAAAAUUACAACCACCAAGCCAAACGAUAUGCCGAAUCAUUAGAUAACGCCGUAUGGACCAACCAAUUCGACAAUACCGCCAAUAGGAAUGCUCAUAUCCUCACUACCGGACCUGAGAUAUGGGAACAGACAAAUGGUGGGAAAUUAGAUGCCUUCAUCUGUUCGACAGGUACAGGUGGUACUCUUGCUGGUGUAGCUAGAUACUUGACCGAGAAAUCAAAUGGUAAAGUGGAAGCUUGGUUGGCGGACCCUCCUGGAAGUGUGCUUUACAAUUUGGUUGAGAAUGGAAAAUUGGAAAGAGUCGGUAAUGGAUCCAUCACUGAGGGUAUCGGACAAGGACGAGUGACUUCCAACCUCCAACCUGAUCUUUCCCUUUUAUCCGGUGCCAUCCACGUCCCAGAUUCAGCGUCUAUCAACAUGGUAUACAGAUUACUUCACGAGGAAGGUCUCUAUGUCGGUGCAUCUAGUGCUUUGAAUGUAUGGGCUGCAACAGAAUUGGCCAAAAAGAAAGGAAAGGGAAGUACGGUUGUGACUGUGCUUUGUGAUGGUGCUUAUCGAUACCAAGCCCGUCUUUUCUCUCGAGUAUGGUUAGAAUCCAAGGGUCUCGAUUCCCAUAUCCCAGAACACCUCCAAAAAUACAUUGUCCUUCCGUAA